This is a messenger RNA of Ceratosolen solmsi marchali, 870 nucleotides long. RefSeq names its product mediator complex subunit 4 (gene MED4). The transcript has a single exon. The record is from RefSeq and is a predicted model, not a curated record. Gene Ontology annotation, cellular component: mediator complex; core mediator complex. NCBI's taxonomy places the organism in Eukaryota, Metazoa, Arthropoda, Insecta, Hymenoptera, Agaonidae. Gene Ontology annotation, molecular function: transcription coregulator activity. Gene Ontology annotation, biological process: regulation of transcription by RNA polymerase II. The coding region runs from base 54 to 815 and encodes 253 amino acids.
AUUCAUUAAAAUUUUAAAUAAUAUACAUCUUUAGCUAAAAAUAAGAAUACAAAAUGUCAAUAAAUAGAAGUACUUGCGAAGUUUUAUUAUCUGUUGUUGAUGACAUUGAAAUAAUAGCCAAAGAAUUAAUUGAAAAUAUAAUUGCUCAAAAGCAUUUAAAACUAUCUACUGCUGAACAUACACAUCUCAUUGAACUUUUAAUAAGUAAAGACAAUGAACUCAAAACAAUUUUAAUUAAAGCUGAUGAACAAGCAAAAAUAAAUUUAAGAAUGGAAGCUCUCAAAGAUGAAGUUGAUCGCCAAGAUCAAGACAUUCAACAACUACAACGACAGCUUAAGGAAGCAGAGCAGAUUUUAGCAACAGCUAUUUAUCAGGCUAAACAGAAACUUCAAUCCAUUGCAAGAGCAAAUAAAAGACCUGUGUCAUCCGAAGAACUUAUUAAAUUUGCUCAUAGAAUUAGUGCAUCAAAUGCUAUAUGUGCUCCUCUUACCUGGCAGCAGGGUGAUCCUAGAAGACCUUAUCCAACAGACAUAGAAAUGAGGCUAGGAUGUCUUGGGCGCUUAAGCGAUCUCCCAUUAAAUGGUCAAAUGGUUGGAACUCAUUCUAAUAUUUCUUCUGAUUUACAUAGAACAGGACCCACCACUGAACCUCUUGCUGCUCAUGCUACUCAUUUUGCCUGGCAUCCAUCAGGUGAAAUUCAUAUGUCUGUAGCUGGUCAAGGAACUGUACCAAUUAAUACUCAUAAACAAGAAUCUGAAGAUGUAGAAGUUAUGUCAACUGAUUCAUCAAGCAGCUCAUCAAGUGAUUCACAAUAAAUAAAGUCAAAUUUUUUUUGUAUUUUCUAUGUAAUAAAGCAUAAUUUUUUUUCAA